AUGUGCCAUACGGUCUACCAUGAAACGAGACCGAUAUUAAACUCGGCCCAGAAAUCGCUGCUGGGUAAUCGUCGUGGCACGAAAUCGGAACUUAAUAUGUACGUACGACUGGGGAGUCGCCUACCAUUUGCGCUGGCAGCUGAAAAGCAAUUCGGAGCAACGGAACGACAACCCCUCUAG
This is a messenger RNA of Paracoccidioides brasiliensis Pb18, 180 nucleotides long. RefSeq lists its product as uncharacterized. The record is from RefSeq and is a predicted model, not a curated record. Bases 1 to 180 code for a protein of 59 amino acids. The transcript has a single exon.